This is a messenger RNA of Pipistrellus kuhlii (Kuhl's pipistrelle), 2625 nucleotides long. It is a transcript of the gene TSPYL2, whose product is annotated as TSPY like 2. Gene Ontology annotation, molecular function: histone binding; chromatin binding. The record is from RefSeq and is a predicted model, not a curated record. The transcript is spliced from 8 exons. Bases 63 to 2081 code for a protein of 672 amino acids. Gene Ontology annotation, biological process: nucleosome assembly. Gene Ontology annotation, cellular component: nucleus; chromatin. Lineage: Eukaryota; Metazoa; Chordata; Mammalia; Chiroptera; Vespertilionidae.
GACCGCGGCGGCCUGAGGGAGAGAGAGAAGCGGUGAGCGCCGGGGCCCCGAGCGCAGUCGCCAUGGACCGCCCUGACGAGGGGCCUCCCGCCAAGGCCCGCCGCCUCAGCAGCUCCGAGCCGUCUCGGGAUGACGCGCCGCCGCCACCGCCACCUCCGCCGCCGCCGCCGCUCAUGCGACUGCCCCUGCCUCCGCCGGAGCAGCGCCCGAGGCUCCAGGAGGAGACGGAGGCGGCACAGGUGCUGGCUGACAUGAGGGGGGCGGGCUUGGGCCCCUCUCUGCCCCCGCCGACCCCCUAUGUCAUUCUGGAGGAGGGGGGAGUGCGCGCGUACUUCACCCUGGGCGCCGGGUGCUCCUAUUGGGAUACCGAUUUCGAGGCGGGGUACGGGGAGGCGGCCCCUACCUCAGAGAGCCUGGAAGCAUACUCUGCUGAGGAGGUGGCCGGGGGGAGCGUGGAGAUUGAUAUUCAGGUGACGGAGCCCGAGCCCGAGCCGGAGCCUGAGACCAGCGGCUAUAGCGGGCAGGCCUUCAAUACCUGUAGCUUAGGGGGACGGGAGUACCAGGUGGUAAGCGGGCUGCCGGGGAAGGAAGAGGCCAUUAUCAUAGUGGAGGAUGAUGAGGAGGAGGUGAAGGAGAAUGUGAGGAAGAAGAGGAGGAGGAGGAGGAGGAAGCAGAGGAAGGUGAAGAAGCCCAGCGGGGAGGUCAAUCCCGAGAAGCUCCAGUACAUCCUGCAGGCCCUGGAGGGCAUUCAGCUAGACCUGGAGGCGGUGAAUAUUAAGGCUGGCAAGGCCUUUCUCCGUCUCAAGCGCAAGUUCAUCCAGAUGCGCAGACCCUUCCUGGAGCGCAGAGACCUUAUCAUCCAGCACAUCCCGGGCUUCUGGGUCAAAGCAUUCCUCAACCACCCCAAAAUUUCAGUCAUGAUCAGUCCACGCGACGAAGACAUUUUCCGCUACUUGACCAACCUGCAGGUGCAGGAUCUCAGACACAUCUCCAUGGGCUACAAAAUGAAGCUGUACUUCCAGACAAACCCCUAUUUCACAAAUACGGUGAUUGUCAAGGAGUUCCAAUGCAACCGAUCAGGCCGGCUGGUGGCUCACUCCACCCCAAUCCGCUGGCACCGGGGCCAGGAACCCCAAGCUUACCUGGGCACCAACUACAGCUUCUUCAGCUGGUUCUCAAAUCACAGCCUGCCAGAGGCCGACAGGAUUGCUGAGAUUAUCAAGAACGACCUGUGGGUCAACCCCGUGCGCUACUACAUGAUGGGAGUAGGCGGCUACAGAGCACACAGAAAGAGGCACGACAAGAGAGAAAGGUUUUCCCAAAUUAAAAAGAGAGACAGAUAUGAGGUGGUGAUCAUGGAUGACUUCGAUGACUAUCAGCUGAUGCAAGAAAUUAUUGGCGAUACCUCAGACAGUGAUUUCAUCACCGAUGACAAUGAGACUGUUCACGACGUCAAGAUCUCUGACUUCAUGGACACCACCGACUGCUUCGAGACCUCGGACAAUGACUUUACUGACUUCAGUGAUAGUUUCUGUGACAGUGAGAGCGUGUUUGAGUGUGAAAGCCCAGACCACCACUUCACCAUCGGAAACAAUGACAGCGCCUAUGAGCACGUGUAUGGUGGUGAGAGCUCCAGAGGUGGCGGCUAUAGCAACAACUUCGACGACAGCAGCAGCGACAGCGACUUCAGAGACAAUGAGACCAGCGAUGAUGAAUUUAAUGAUGGCAACGAAGGCGACAAUGAAGGCAGUGAUGAUGACGGCAAUGAAGGCGACAAUGAAGGCAGCGACGACGAUGACAGAGACUUUGAUUACUAUGAGAAUGUAUUUGAAGAGCCUGAGAAGAGUCUGCUUCACAUCAACAACCUGGGCUACUAUGAAGAUGAGCUACAGGACGUCUUCAUAGAAGAAUCAUCACUGGAGGAAGAUGAGGACACCGAUGACGAGGAAGGAAGUGAGGAGGAGGAGGAGGAAGAAGAGGAAGAAAUGGGAGAAGACUGGGACUCUGACUCUGACGUGGAGGAGGUGUUUCCGGUCCAAAACGCUUGGGCCAACCCCCGUAAGAGGGGCACCACCGGCUAAACAAAUGUUUUCACCCUUGCCAUUGUGGCUACUGCCUCUGUGUCCCUCUCCCCUCCCCCCAUUUGCCCUCCCCCUCAGCUAGGGCCUUGAGGCUCCACAUUGCACUUCUGGGGGGUGAUCAAGUUCGUACACGGGUUUGAAGUUUAUUUUUAUGGUUUAGUAAUUGCAGAGUUCUUAUUUUGGGAGGAGGGAAAGGGGUCUCCCCCUUCCUAUCAGCCCCCCUCCCUCGCAGGCUUCUGUGUGCUGCUACGUAUUUAUUGUGAUGCCUUGGCCAUGGCCCCUCUGCCCCCCUCCUCGUGCUGUGUGGAGUGAACACCCCUGAUCCCGAAGCCGGGAGGGCUGCUGUGGCCUUGGGAUGGCUGCUGCCUCCCAGUUGUCCUAAGUCUCUCUCCUCCUCACUUUGCCACCUGCUGUGCCCGCUAGCCCGCAUCGGUGUCUAUGCAAGGCCGCUUCGCCAUUUCGGUGUUUCUGUCCCCCACCCCCAGAAGCCCUGCUCAUUCCCUGUGAACCCUGUAAUCCUAAUAAAAUUCCCAGCAAAUUCAAA